Molecule: messenger RNA, 381 nt
Organism: Trichoderma atroviride IMI 206040
Lineage: Eukaryota; Fungi; Ascomycota; Sordariomycetes; Hypocreales; Hypocreaceae
Source: RefSeq, a predicted model, not a curated record
CUCAACGAUGCAUCAGGUAGACGGCCGAUCCACAUAGCGGCUGAAUGCGGGCACCGAUCCAUAACGUAUCUCCUCCUCAAGCAACCGGUUCAUAAUUACGGCAAGGAUCAACACGGGCGAAGCUUGUUGCACUUGUUGGUGAUGUGGCAUAGCGAUACCUUUGUACGAAAAUGCAUGGGAGUGCUGCACGGGAAAGUGGAUGUGAAGGACCAGUUUGGCCGGACUCCCUUGCACUACGCCUCGAUUUUCCAAAAUAGCCCAGCAGUCGGCGUCUUACUCGAGCUGGGCGCAGAUCCGAACCUGCGAGACAAGGCAGAAUCUACGCCUCUCCACUAUGCGGCAGCCUCUGGCUCGCCGAAGAGCGUGGAACUUCUCAUCAGG